This is a messenger RNA of Pisolithus orientalis, 1473 nucleotides long. RefSeq lists its product as uncharacterized. Lineage: Eukaryota; Fungi; Basidiomycota; Agaricomycetes; Boletales; Pisolithaceae. The transcript is spliced from 10 exons. The record is from RefSeq and is a predicted model, not a curated record. The coding region runs from base 1 to 1473 and encodes 490 amino acids.
AUGCCAUACAAGAAACCACUGGAGAUGAUGAAUGCAUUCCAGCAGACCAUUGCCCAGCACAAAGCACUUAAUUCAAGCAUGUGUCAAAGUCAGGAGAAUGAUAUGGAUGUUAUGUCUUUGGCAAUUAUGUCUUCUAAAUGCCUUUGUGAAGAGUCAACAGAUCUCCCCAACAAUUCCAUUGUAAAUCCUCUUGCACCUCCUCCCACUCAGCAGAAAAAGGGUGGGGGCCACAGUGCUGGCCAGAAUGCAAAACUGAAGUCCAAUGUUGCCCCACCACCCUAUGUGCCUCCCAUUGUGAAUGGUCCUAGCCCAGCUGAUAUGCCUCCAAAUCCCAUCCCUCAGUCUUCAACAGCAGUAGCAACACCUGUCUUCCAUCAGCACCCCACAGACUCCCAUCACUUUGGUUUCAGUGUUCCAGCUCAACAGCCAGGUCAUAUCAUGCCUCCCAGGAUGGAACCUGACCUUCAAGUGCUCAAUAAUCCUUAUAUUGCUGCAAUUCAGGGAGACCAAGUUCCCAGUAAUACAUCUCAUCCACCAACACCCCAGCCCAACUACCAGUCUUGGUUUAUCCCCCACCAGCCACCUGCUACUAGUUUGGAGAAGCUGUCAUCAGAGGGCUCCUCAGAAGAGGAGUUGGAGGAUGAUGCAGCUCUCCAUCCCAUUCCUGAUCAUGAUCUUCUGACCCUUGCACAUGACUCAGUCAAUGAAGUAUCUCAGUGUGCCAGAGCCCCUCAUAACUCCAAGAAAGCUAAGGAUGAGGGCCCAUUGCCUUCACAACUGAGAUUUUACAAGGCAGUAUGGAAGGACUGUCUUGAAGAUGCUAAGCAAGAAUGCAGGGCUGCACAUGCACUUUCUAACCCAUUCCCAUCAAAAUCUCAUGACCUCAACCUCUCCAUAACAGAGGUGCUUGUCACUGUCAUUGUUGAGUGGAAUCAACAUGGUGUGCAAUUUGAAGAUGAAUUGAAGUUGGUUAUGCUGGCAACCACACCAUCCACAUUCAACCUUAUCCCUCCUUCUGAUGUUGCACCACAGGUUUGUGUACAAUGGAUAGAGACUGCUGCCACAAAGCUCCUUGACAACUCACUUUUCCUGCAAGAUGGUUUCAAUGAGAAUGAAGCUGUCAUACAAUUCUACUAUACUGGGACCUAUCGAAUCAUGGAUAAGCAUCCUGAGUCCUUCAACAAUUCAGUUCCCCUCUCCUGUCUGGCUCUUGUUGCAGCCAUGUAUCAUUGUGUGUUGGACAGAUUUGUGAAGAACAGCACAGGAAAGACAAUGCCUCAAUUCUCCAGCAAGGCUUACAAUUCCAUUUUCCAUGGCAUGAUGAAGGUGCUGAAUGACAUCCUUCAUAAUCCCUAUCACAGCAUGAGGUUGCACAAUCAGCUUUCUCAGUGGGCAAAGGAAGGAUGGGCUGCACUGCAAGAGGUUGAUUCAAAUGUAGAGAGGUACCAGCACAUUCAGGCAGUCCUUGAUUGA